This is a messenger RNA of Soboliphyme baturini, 2091 nucleotides long. NCBI's taxonomy places the organism in Eukaryota, Metazoa, Nematoda, Enoplea, Dioctophymatida, Soboliphymatidae. The record is from the annotation of a GenBank genome assembly.
AUGGAAAAUUUUGAUUUUGUUACCGUUAACGUCUUCUCAGACAUUGAUAGCAUGGUGAAGAUGUUCACCGUGCCCUCUCCUAAGCUUAGUACCAAAGAUGACCCUUCUUUGUGGUUGGCUUUGCUUGUAACGCACACUCGCGAUCCUUUUAUUGGGAAGGUCGAACAGUCGUUGCAGGCAUCGAACUGGCAGUGCUGGACGUGUAAACCGGACGAGGAGCAGUUCAUGGAGUCUUUGCUCACGUUGAUGCCGUCCGUCCUUCUCGUUGAUCUCCGCGGCAGAAAAACCAAGGAGCAGUGGAACAAACUGAAGCUGUCGUUGCUGGAGCGGCGCGGUUUGCGUUACCAGCAGUACCACAGGUUAUGCAAUGCCUUGUCAAUUGCCCUGGACCACUGCGAAAGCGCGAUCGAGAUCUGCGAUCAUGAAAACCACGUUUUGUUUGUUAAUAACGCCUAUGAGCAGCUGACCGGUUGCAGUCGCAAGGAAGUGCUGGGCACAGAGUCGAGCGAUCUCAGGAGAAAGUCUCUGCCAAAGAAUAAAUUGAAGCUCACCAAUCAGGAUUCAAAAUCAAGCGCCUCUGAGUGGAAAUUCGUCCCUGCCGAUCAGCACUUAGAAAAUUACCUGCUGGGGUUGUUUUCCCACAAAAUAUUUCUGAAGAGGGUAGAAAUGGACAUGAAAAGUAUGAAGGUGCAGUCCGAUUUCAGACUUCCGCCGAUCACGAUUCUUAAAAAGUUAGUGGAAGCACCGCUGUCACAGUCAAACAUACUGAAGGUGGUCGAUUUACUGCAAAAUGUACAAAAAACGUCUACGUUGGACGAGGAGGUGCAAAACACGAUACAAAAAAUAGUGAAGAUUCUGAAGUCGACAGAGUUGUACAGCCCUUUGAUUCCUCGGUUCAGCUACGAAGAUAAAAUUGCCUCAGACCUUUUCAGCGGCUUAGUAAUGAACGGACCUCAGAAAAUAUCAGCUAAUCAGCGGCGAACGUCACUUUACGAAGUUAUGCAGAACGAAAAAAAGAAGUCCAGCGAGUCUCAUGUUCUUGAUGCCGACGUGCGAACCGACUUAAAAUCUUUGGAAUGGAACUUUGAUGUAUUUACCUUGGAGAAGCUGACAAUGAAAAGGUAUGGCACCAAUUUUAAAUACAACAAAUAUAAAUGCUUAAAUGUUCGUCGCAGGCCGCUUGCCACGUUGGUGAUGGAAAUAUUUCAGCAAUGGAAUGUGCAUGAGUUCCUGGAUUGCAGCCUUUCGUGUCUGGACAGGUGGAUUCAAGCCAUCGAAGCUAAUUACCACGCUGAGAAUCCGUACCACAAUUCGACGCACGCUGCAGAUGUGCUUCAGGCAACGGCAUACUUCCUCUCCACGCCUUUUUUAUCGAACAUAAUUGAACACUCAGAUGCGGUCGCUUCACUGCUGGCCGCCGCAAUCCAUGACGUCGAUCAUCCAGGUAAAACAAGUACUUUCCUCAUCAACACGAAUCACCCGCUGGCCUUGAUGUAUAACGACCUAUCUGUCCUGGAAAAUCAUCAUGUCGCAUUUGCGUUCAAUCUUACCUUGACCAACACGGACCUCAACAUAUUCAGUCAACUGAGCAGGGACGCGUACAUAUCGCUGCGCAAACGUAUCGUGGACAUGGUGCUGGCAACUGAUAUGAUGAAGCAUUUCGAGUACUUGUCGAAGUUCAAGCAAACGGUCUUGGAGUCUGGCGUAUUUUAUAACUACAACAUUUCUAGUUUUUUUCAGGAGAUGUCUUCAAGAGCCGAAGCCUCGUCGAAGCUGCUGAACUCUGUUGACCCAAGAAGAACCGUAUGUCAAAUGCUGAUCAAAGUUGCCGAUGUAAGCAAUCCGAUCAGGCCGUGGAAGUUCUGCAAAAAGUGGGCAUACCGAAUUGUUGAAGAGUAUUGCAAUCAGACUGAUGAAGAACGGGCCAAAAGCCUUCCUUUGACAAUGGAAGUUUUCGACCGGAACACGUGCAAUAUUCCACUGACGCAAUGCAGGUUUACCGAUAUGUUCAUAAGAGAAAUGAUGGAACUGUGGUGUCGUAAGAACCGUUUUCUCUCAUCACAGACCAUGGAAAUUGUACGGGCGUUUUAG